CUUAGAUUGCAUCCGAAUGGAAUAUUCCCUCGAUCAUACAGAUUCAUCCUAUCUAUAGUAUCGACUAUCGGUCACGGACCAAGUUGGAUCCACUCCAACGGCGAUCCAGACCGGCUAAUUUCCUCCUAGUCACGAAUUCCCCCUCCUCAAAAUAGGAGAAUAGGAGACUGUCACGGAAAGAAUGGAAGAAUCCACCAUCAGGAGAGGAAGAAAGUCAUCAUCUCAUGGUACAAUCGACCCACCCAUGGAUCCAGAUGUCAUGACUUCACUCGGGAGACAACGAGGUCAAAGUUGCCAGUUGCCAGUUGCCAGUUGCCACCCAGAAUGAUGAGAUCACGAGUCCCCCCCCCUUCUAGAAGACGUCUGGAAAGUUCCUCCUGGAUUCGAUCCGCCCGUUGUGGAACUUUCCAUCGUUCUUCCAUCUUUAUCUUGAUCUCUUGCUUCCUUUAUUUCUUUCUUCCGGGUUGAUGUAGAUUAUUUAAAUUAUCAAAUGGUUUAGAUUUAAUAGUCGGGUAAUUCUGUGGACUAUUGAAGAAUCCUCCAGCUAUUGAAGCCGUGGUGUCUAGCGUGGGGAGAAUCCAACGAGUGACGUCGAUCAACCAUUGUCUUCCUAUCCAGAAAGGUUGUCAAUCAGGGAUCGGGAUGAUGUUGAUGAUCCAUUCGUUCACUGACCAGGAGAUACUCUCUCUUUUCUGUUCUUCUGUUCUUCUUUUCUUCUUUUCUUCCUUUCCUCUUCUGUCUCCUGUUCUUUUCUCCUCUUUCUCCCCCGCCUUUAGUUUCCCUCCCUUUUCUUCCAUCAUUCACCCUUUCUUCUCUCUCUUCCUUUUCUUCCCCUCUUUCCAAUCACUCCUCUCUUCUCCUCUUCUCUUCUAUCCAUCACUCUUCUAUUCUUCUACUCUUCUGUCACUUAAUCUAUCCUCUUAAUACAGAGUCUGUUUGCUGUUUCGGAGAGCUUGAAUCUCCACCCAUAGCUGCAAUCCACCCGGUCAGUACCUCUGGUUCUCUUGCCCCUCCAUAGCUUCCCUUGCUCUCCCGACUGGUCCACCUUCCUCUCCAUCGUCCUCCCCUCCCGUGUUUCCUACAAAUCUUAUUUCGUUACUCCCUCAAUCCCACGCCUCAUUCGUUGAAAGAAAUCAUCAAAGUCAGCGGAAAGAAAGGAAAACAAAAGACAAAAACAAAGGAGACAAAAGAAAAAGAAUACAACAGAACAAAAGAAUCACAAAAGAAAGAGAGAGAAAAA
Messenger RNA from Aspergillus candidus, 1240 nucleotides. RefSeq lists its product as uncharacterized. Bases 643 to 924 code for a protein of 93 amino acids. The record is from RefSeq and is a predicted model, not a curated record. NCBI's taxonomy places the organism in Eukaryota, Fungi, Ascomycota, Eurotiomycetes, Eurotiales, Aspergillaceae. The transcript has a single exon.